GGGGUUGAUUGAGGUGGGGAAUCAGCCAAUGAGGUGAGGCGGACUGGAAGAGGGACGCCUGCCGCAGCCGGUGAGGAGCGGAAGUGGGCGUGGCAACCUCAAAUCAGGCUAGACAAGUGUUGGUGUUGGAGGAGGAGCAGGGGGGUGUGGGCAGGGAGGAGGGAGAGAGGUAGGAGUGUGUGUGUGUGUGUGUGUGUGUGUGUGUGUGCGUGUGCGUGCGUGCGUGUGUGUGUGUAUGCGUGAUGCUACAACCUCCUUAUAAAGGGACUCUCUCUCACGUUGUGGCUUGGAAACUAGAGCACAUUGCCUAAAAAUUGAGGUCUCCAGUAUUACGCACACACUCAUCACACACAAACCGGAGUCACAGAGAAGCCGCUGCCAUGAACCGGGAUAGCGUGGACGAGAUGAUGAGCCGGGCCGAGACGCCUCUCUUCUGGGUCGGCGCGUUCACCGUGGCCUCCCUGGCGCUGUGGCUGCUCUACAGGCUGCUCACCGGCUUUAGGAUAUGGAUCCUGGGGAACGGGCAGCUUCUCACCCCGAGGCUGGGAAAGUGGGCAGUUGUGACGGGAGCCACGGACGGCAUCGGGAAAUCCUACGCGGAGGAGUUGGCUCGUCGAGGGUUCGCCAUGAUGCUGAUCAGUCGCUCCCAAGAGAAGCUGGACGACGUCGCCAGGUCACUUGAGGAGCAGUUUAAGGUGGAGACCAGGACGAUCGCUGUCGACUUCGGCAGACUGGAUAUUUACUCCAAAAUUGAGGAAGGACUGGCUAAUCUGGAGAUUGGUGUUCUUGUUAAUAAUGUAGGCGUUUCCUACCCCUACCCUGAGUACUACCUCCACAUUCCUGAUCUGGAAAAGUUCAUCACAAACACCAUCAACGUCAACAUAACCUCAGUGUGCCAGAUGACUCGCCUGGUGCUGCCCAAAAUGGUAGAGAGAUCCAAAGGCAUCAUCCUCAACAUCUCCUCUGCCAGCGGCAUGUAUCCCGUCCCUCUGCUCACAGUCUACUCUGCUACCAAGGCGUUUGUGGACUUCUUCUCCCGCGGCCUUCAUGAGGAGUACAGACGGCAGGGCAUCAUCAUUCAGAGUGUGCUUCCCUUCUUCGUGGCAACCAAAAUGACCCGCAUCAGGAAGCCCACUCUGGAUAAGCCCACCCCAGAGCGCUACGUAGCAGCUGAGCUCAACACUGUGGGUCUGCAGAGCCAGACGAACGGUUACUUCCCCCACGCUGUCAUGGGUUGGGUGACCACCCGGAUGGUGCCGAGCAGCCUCGUGAUCUUCCUGGGGGCCAGUAUGAACCGCCGUCAGCGCACAGGAUACCUGCACAGGAGGAAGCUGCGGGAGCAAAGGAACGGAGCCAGUCUGAAAACUGAAUAACGCCAAGGACGCAGGCGGCCGCUCCUUUUUUCGACCGAGACUGUGCCUGAGGAAGUACGUCUGUGUGCUUCCAUCCUCUGGAGCUGCCUUGAAAUGCAACCAGUUUUGUGCCUUGAGUAAAAUCUUAAAUCUGCGAUAAUCUGCCCCUAAUGUCUGUCUGGGUGGAUGUGGCCAAAGAAUUCAGGAAGAGGUGUGAUAUAAAGUCCUAGUUUGUUUUUUGUUUGUUAGUUUUUUGUUUCUUUUUGGUCAUCGAUGCUAACGGUGGAAAUAAUAAAGCAAAUCGAAGACCAAACGCUGCUGCAUUAGACAGUGAAAAAUGGUGAUGGGCACAUUUUUUUAUAUAUAUAAUUAUUUAUUGUAUAUUUGUAAGAUGUACAUGUAAAACACAAAAUCUGCAGCACCAGCGUUGAACCUAGUUCUCUUUACUAAUGUGAGAUAUUUAAAAAACAAAAGGAGUUUUUGCUUUUAUUAACCCUGUUUGUUUCUUACUCAGCUUACAUUCCCCCUUUUUUUUCUUUUUGUUUGCUGAUCUUGUGUCUUGCAGACUAUUUGAAGUGCCACUGUGGUGGGUUGUGUUUUAUUGACGUGUCGCCUUUUCUAUGCUAGUCUGUUCAAAUUCUUAGUUUCUUUUCUUGUAAUAUUGCUAGAAACGGUUGGAUUCAGUGACAGGGUGGUUGUUUUGAUUUAUCAUGACAGGAUCUUAAAUGGGAAUAGUAAAAAAAAAAAAAUAAUAAUGUUUUUCUUUUCUUUUUUUUUUUUUCUUUUUUCCUCCCAAUCACUUAACUGUUAUUUUUGGUAGUUUUCUUUAACGUAUCGGAUUGGCUCUAAUAUCGACAGAUCCCUCUGUUAAAUGCUGAGCAAAUAUUUCAUUGGAGUUUUUUAAUAUCACUAAAAUAGGGUUGUCGCAUCAUCAGCUUUUCAUCUGCGUUUUUUACGAUUGAUUAGUUCAGAUGCCAUCAAGUGUUACAUUUUCAAAAUCAAACAAUGCAAGUGUUUUUGCUAUAUAUAUAUAUAUAUAUAUAUAUAUAUAUAUAUAUAUAUAUAUAUAUAUAUUCUUGAUGCCUGCUGCAACACCCCGUAUGAUGUGGUCUGGCCUGGGCCUCUUGUGGUUUUCUUUCUAGUCUUUUAUAUGCCUUACAAAUAGAGUUCCAAAUGUAAAAUGCAUUAAUUCUGCUCAUCUUUUCUACUGUUUGUUAAUAAAAAGCUUUGGCAGAAUAA
Messenger RNA from Gambusia affinis (western mosquitofish), 2591 nucleotides. RefSeq names its product hydroxysteroid (17-beta) dehydrogenase 12a (gene hsd17b12a). Gene Ontology annotation, cellular component: endoplasmic reticulum. The record is from RefSeq and is a predicted model, not a curated record. Lineage: Eukaryota; Metazoa; Chordata; Actinopteri; Cyprinodontiformes; Poeciliidae. Bases 381 to 1373 code for a protein of 330 amino acids. The transcript is spliced from 11 exons. Gene Ontology annotation, molecular function: oxidoreductase activity.